Messenger RNA from Dentiscutata erythropus, 180 nucleotides. NCBI's taxonomy places the organism in Eukaryota, Fungi, Glomeromycota, Glomeromycetes, Diversisporales, Gigasporaceae. The record is from the annotation of a GenBank genome assembly.
AUGAUAAUAGUAGAAAAUGGCAAUGGUGGUGAAGAUGUUGUUGAUGCAAGAGAUGGUUGUGACAAAGCAGAAGUUGAUAAAGAUAAAAAAGUUGAACUUUUAUCCAAAGCUGAAACAUUAUUGGAUAUUAAUUCUGAAGUAGUUUCCAAUUUGGUCUUGGAUGAACCCAAUUUUUUUUGA